AGAUGUGAACCAAAACUAAUAGCUGUUAACUCCAUUAUAACAAUGCAGUUUAAUCAACCAAUUAAUAGUGGAUUUCAGAAUGAACAGUUUUGUCCAUAUUAUACACCACCAUUGCCAUACACAGAUAUAGUUGGUGAGGGUAACGUUGCAUCACUAAUGUUUCCCGAUGGCACCGUUCAAUUCUUCUUCAUACCUACCCAUAAACGAGAAAGAAGAUUCUACCCAUAUCAUCCCUCUUUCGGGCAAGUACAGGGGCCAGUUGAGGCGUGGUUUAUAAGACAAAUGUCCACACCAACAAUUCCAAAUGCAAUGGAAAAUAUGCAAUAUGGAGAUCCCUUCCUCAGGUCAUAUUACGCAUCAAAACCCAACCUGGACUUAGUACCACAAAAGCCAUAUUACCAAAAGUUUCAUAGCGAUAACGUCACCUCGACAACAGAUAUCCAUUAUUUUUUCCCGCGCAAAACUACAUUAAAGCAUUCUGCGUUUGUGCAAGUGGAGCACCCAGCCAAGUAUAAUAUUUGUUCUCAAACUGAUUACAUUGAUAAAGCAUGUUUUUGUCCAAAGAAGACUAAGAACAAAUGUGAAUACACUACGAUCGAUUCUAGCAGCGCAAUGUCCAUAGACGACGAGGCACAAACUAAAGAAAGGCGAAAAAGGAAUUCAAAAGUGCGAUUUAAAAUGUCCAAAUCUAGAGAUCGCAAAAUAUGCCUCUGCAAGCACAAGCAUGACCAAGAUGUAGAUCAAUCCGAUAAAAAGACAUCAACAUACACAGAUCAAUCCAUCACUUGUGCCGGUGCAACAAGUCAAAAUUCUCAAACCCCCAGAAAGGGGUCUAAUAACUCUAUAAAGCCCAAUUUGCCAAAAUCCAAUUCCAAGACGUCCUGUGACAGCUGUUGUGGUACUUGUUUCUAUUGCGUCACUGAUUGUACUUCAGACGGUUUUUAAUAAAACGACCGAGCCCGCUUUACUUUAUAUUACACUUUAUUCCUUAAAUCGACACGUAUUUACAUUUGAAUAGAACAGUAAUAAACAAAAACAAAACGAGAUUAAAUUAACCUCCAAACCUUGUGUGAGCUGCUGUCUCAGUCGUGGGGGAAGCCUUUCGACUAGUUUCGUAUUAGUCGUUUGUUCCACGCGGAACGGAAGAUGUGGCGGUAAUAACUUUACUUUGGUAAUAAUGACUCUGGCGAGUCGCCUGGGGUCUAUUGACGAGGCCG
This is a messenger RNA of Pieris rapae (cabbage white), 1217 nucleotides long. RefSeq lists its product as uncharacterized. Bases 43 to 945 code for a protein of 300 amino acids. The transcript is spliced from 4 exons. Lineage: Eukaryota; Metazoa; Arthropoda; Insecta; Lepidoptera; Pieridae. The record is from RefSeq and is a predicted model, not a curated record.